AUGGACCCCCGAUCAGCUCGACCGUCGACAACAACACCAGGUGCCUCCAGUCCCUUCCCCUCCCCCUCGCCCAGCCUCAGUGUCGCCCACAUACCUGGCGCUGUAGUCCCGACCAUCCCGGUCGACCUCGUCUCCUCCGAUGGCAUCAACGGCUACAACACGGCCCUGGUCACCGAGCUGUUGAGGCACAAGCGCAAAGCCCGCGAUGUCAAGUCCUGCUUCCCUUGCCGACACCGAAAGGUCCGCUGCGACGGCGGCCUUCCGUGCUCCAACUGCGUCAAGAGAGACCACGUCUCGCUGUGUCGCCGCGUCACUACCACUCCCGGAGCCUCCUCGUCCGUGACCACCAAGCGAAUAUCCUCGUCAGUUGCCGCUACCUCGCCAAGAUCCGUCGGCGGCGGCGGCGAUCCUUACAGCGCCGGGAGUAAUGGGUUUGCUACCUUUGACCCCACGACAACGGGACAACAACAGCAGCACAAUGGCUAUCUUGACCAUAGCUCUCCAGAUGUUGGAGUCAACGGAUGGUAUGAUGAUGACAACAUCCUCGAACGUCUCGAAAACAUUGAGCGGCAAAUCCAGGCUCUCAAGUCGGACUUGGUCCAGCGCCGGUCCAACCGAGCAUACCAGAAUGCCGGCAACCACCAACCCCAUGCCCAACCAGAUGCGCAAACACCAUCAGUGUCGCAGUAUUCCGAGCAUCACCACCACCACCACCACCACCACCAACCAGAUACCCCCGACCUUCUCCCCCGCCUAGACUCGUUAGUAGCCACCACCUACGGCAACCAUCACAGCGCUUCCUACAACGACAAUCGUAAACCAUCUUCCACCCAAGCCCGCUACGGCGCCACCCCGCCUGCCAUCUCUCAGCUCGAAGCAACCUCCCUCUUCCGCGGAAAACAUUUUGUCGAAGAAGCCACAGGCGCCACCAUUUUUCUUGGUAGGCGUGCCGACCCUCCUCUUUCACUCGGCUGCUUCCAGGACCCUGCCCCUCUUUCCUCUCCCGGCGGGGACGCCGGCCUCAACGGACAGGGCGGAGCAGGAGGAGUCAGACACCACCAAGUCCAGCUGACCCCGCGGACGUAUCCAUUCACCAACCUGUGGACCCCCGAGGCCAAGCUAGGCGACGUUUGUCGGACACUGCCUUGUCAGAGCGACAUCAUCCGGUACUGGCAGGCUUUUGAGACGUAUGUCUAUCCGUUUUACCCGAUUCUCAUGGCGCCCGACGAGUUCAGGGCGAGUAUCUAUGCCUUCUUGUCAAGGCAGCCGAUGAUGAGAGGGCCGACGAUGAGUUGGAUCGAGGAAAAUACGGAUCCGAGUUGGCUGGCCUUGUUGUUUAGUGUGCUGGCGUGUGGGACCCAGUUUAGUGAGGAUACGGCGGAGGAGAGGCGCAUGAUCAUCUGGCAAGACACCUUCCUUUCCCUCACCUACGACCGCCCGCCCGUCGCAACCUCCACCAUCCUGCACAAUGACAUGCUCGGCACCCACCGCCACCUUGCCUCGUCGCGCUCGUCCAGCGUCAACCCCGACCCCUCGAAAUACACCUUUACAGAAACCGUCUUCCGAGUUUGCCUUGUCGUUCUCGACUGGACCCGCGAGGGCACCGCGACUGCCCAAUCUCCUACUGCCUUGUUCGGGACGGAAAAAGACCGCCGCUACUCGCAAAUACACUCGCUGCUUCAUUUUAAGCGCCAGUUCGAGCUGGUCCUACAAGAUGCAGUCCAGUACCUCAGGGAUGACUCGCACUGCAAGACUCGCCAAGAGCAUUUGGAGCGAUUGGGGCUCCAGAUCCAUGGGGCCAGUGCUUUGUGUAGGAUGUAUCGAUCGUGUGUGAAUUCGCUGCGUGAGGAUCGUGGCCAGCAAGGGGGAUAUGACGCUGUCGGGAUCCAGGGACAAGAGGAAGAACAGCUGACGAGCGAGUACGCCAUGCAUGCCACCGAAGCUGUUCGUGGAUUCCUGGAUAUGUACCAGUUGAGUCCGACCGUGUGUCGGUCGUGGCCGUUUGUGCAUAAUGCGGUUAGUUCGGCGGUGAUGUUGAGAGAGAUUCUGGUUGGUGGUGGCCCAGGGGGCUCGUCGACUCCUACUUCCAGCCAUCAGCAGCAUCAGCACCCACAGCAGCAACAGCAGGGAAGUGGAAUGCAGGCACUAAGAGAGGAAUGGACGAGGAGGAGCGAACCCUUGGUUCAAAAGCUGAUUGCCGUGUUGGAAAAGGAGGAAAGGGAGAGAAAUACACGAUGGGCUGGUCUGGCAUUGUAG
Neurospora hispaniola is the source of this 2256-nucleotide messenger RNA. RefSeq lists its product as uncharacterized. NCBI's taxonomy places the organism in Eukaryota, Fungi, Ascomycota, Sordariomycetes, Sordariales, Sordariaceae. The record is from RefSeq and is a predicted model, not a curated record. The transcript has 5 exons. Gene Ontology annotation, molecular function: DNA-binding transcription factor activity, RNA polymerase II-specific; zinc ion binding; carboxy-lyase activity. Gene Ontology annotation, biological process: regulation of DNA-templated transcription. Bases 1 to 2256 code for a protein of 751 amino acids.